Molecule: messenger RNA, 561 nt
Organism: Camelina sativa (false flax)
Lineage: Eukaryota; Viridiplantae; Streptophyta; Magnoliopsida; Brassicales; Brassicaceae
Source: RefSeq, a predicted model, not a curated record
CCUGGGAUUGAGGUUGGUGAUGAGUUCCAAUAUAGAAUGGAGCUGAACAUUCUCGGUAUGCAUAAACCGAGUCAAGGUGGUAUUGAUUAUAUGAAACACGGUGACGACAUAGUUGCUACUAGUAUUGUAGCCUCUGGAGGGUACGACGACUCUCUGGAUAACUCAGAUAUCUUGAUCUACACUGGUCAAGGCGGGAAUGUGAUGCAAGCAAAGAAAAGUGGACAGGAAUAUAAACCGCCCAAAGACCAAAAGCUUGUACAGGGGAACCUCGCAUUGAAAAACAGCUCAAUCAAGCAGACCCCUGUACGUGUCAUAAGGGGCAACCAAAAGGCAGCUUUAGAAUCAUCAGGUGGUGAUAAGAAAGGUGCACAUUAUGUUUAUGACGGAUUAUAUCUUGUGGAAGAGUAUUGGCGAGAACUCGGAUCUCACGGGAAGUUUGUCUUCAAGUUUAAGCUUAGGCGCAUGCCUGGACAGCCUGAGCUUUCAUGGAAAGUGGUGAAGAACUCAAAGAAUCUGAAAUACCGGGAAGGUCUGUGCAAACUUGACAUCUCAGAAGGGAAA